Molecule: messenger RNA, 1151 nt
Organism: Daucus carota subsp. sativus
Lineage: Eukaryota; Viridiplantae; Streptophyta; Magnoliopsida; Apiales; Apiaceae
Exons: 8
Coding region: 155-934 (259 amino acids)
Source: RefSeq, a predicted model, not a curated record
UUGACUACCAGGAGUUUUAUAAUACGGGACAGACGAAGACAGACGUGUAAUGAUUGACAUUGAUCUCAAACAAAUUUGAUUGAAUUCCACUGUCUUUCUGUCUCUUUUCUCCUCCUCCUUUUUCACAGUUUUCGAUGGGGUGUAAAUCAGCUUGAUGGGUGAUGGGCCUCGAGGAAUAGAAGUUUUUCCUGAUCAUUUUCAAGCAUCAACAUCAGGUGCUCAUUCCUCACAAACUCAGGGGUCUCCGGUUUCUCAUCCAAGACCAGAUUUUGAGUCUGGAAGUCGUGUGUGGGCCCGGAGAAAAUUAAGGACUGCUGCGUCCAUGUUGAACCUGUUUAGCAUUAGGAGGUUGCCGUGGGUGCCAGGUCAGGAAAAGGUUUUGUUAACUGCUCCGGAAGUAGAAUCUCUCAGAACAGAACUUGCUGAUUUGGAGGAAAAGGAAGCUCUUCUGAAAGCACAAUUGGAACAUCUUGAUGAAGUCUUGCGUUCUGCCCGUCUAUCAGGCUAUUUAUACCUGCGAACGAGAUGGGCAACUUUACCUGGUGAACCAGCUCCUAUCGAUGAUGAUACUGAAAUAGAUGACUGGCUCCCACGUUUUCUGGUCCUGCACGGAUCAUGUAUAUACUUGUAUCUUAUGUCAACAGAUUUGAGUCCGCAGGAUUCUACCCUAUUAUCUGAUGUUGUUGAAGUUGGGUGUCUUCCCUGCUUCACCCGAGAAGAUGGGGAACUUCGUCAUAAUUUUUAUAUAUUAACUCGUCAGGGGCUGCGAUAUGAGUGCUCGAGUGUGUCUAAGAUACAGGUCGACUCUUGGUUGACAGCUUUACACGAAGACUGCAUAUUGCAAUCCGACAAAUUAUCUCUUUCAGAUUCAGAAGAAACACAUAAGAAAUUAAAAGGAGAAGAAAUGAAAGUUGAAUCCGGAAGUCAUGAAUAGCUUAUAGUCUUUUACUGAAAGACCUGAAGUUGUAAUAACAUUUAGACAGUGUUAGCACAAUGAAUGGAAUAUAAUCAUGUACAUAGAAUUACACUCUACUUAUGCGCAAAGCAAGUGGAGUUGUAGAUGACAUUUCACAUGAGUGCGUGUUCGUCUUGUAUCACAUUAGUGAUACCAGUGUGGGGUUUUCUAAAUUUUACAGCUUGAUUUGAUUUUA